UGAAUAAGGCUGUUUUCAGGAUCGUGAAUACCUCUCCGUAUCAUGGCUCACAAGAGACACUUUCGGACACGAGUUUCAGGAUUUUACCUCUGGGAAGCAACACUUUUACUCAGUUUGGUUGCCACGAAAGAGACCAACAGUGCUAGAUCCCGAAGCACUCCAAUGUCACCUUCAGACUUCCUGGACAAGCUGAUGGGGAGGACAUCAGGGUACGAUGCAAGAAUCAGGCCUAACUUUAAAGGUCCUCCGGUCAAUGUCACAUGCAAUAUAUUCAUAAACAGCUUUGGCUCUAUUGCUGAGACAACUAUGGAUUACAGAGUGAAUAUCUUUCUUCGCCAGAAAUGGAAUGAUCCUCGCCUUGCGUAUAGUGAAUACCCUGAUGAUUCUUUAGACCUUGACCCAUCCAUGUUGGACUCCAUUUGGAAACCUGAUUUGUUCUUUGCCAAUGAAAAGGGUGCCAAUUUUCAUGAAGUUACUACAGACAACAAACUGCUAAGAAUUUUCAAAAAUGGGAAUGUUCUUUACUCAAUAAGAUUAACGCUAACACUUUCCUGCCCAAUGGAUCUUAAGAAUUUUCCAAUGGAUGUACAAACUUGUAUAAUGCAAUUAGAAAGUUUUGGGUACACAAUGAAUGAUCUAAUUUUUGAAUGGCAAGAUGAGGCACCUGUACAAGUGGCAGAAGGACUCACGUUGCCCCAGUUUCUGUUGAAAGAAGAAAAAGAUUUACGAUAUUGUACUAAACAUUAUAAUACAGGGAAGUUUACUUGCAUAGAAGUGAGAUUCCACCUGGAGCGCCAAAUGGGAUACUAUCUCAUCCAGAUGUACAUCCCCAGUCUCUUGAUUGUGAUUCUGUCCUGGGUUUCAUUCUGGAUCAACAUGGAUGCGGCCCCAGCCAGGGUUGCCUUGGGAAUAACUACUGUGCUGACCAUGACCACACAGAGUUCAGGGUCCCGAGCCUCCCUACCAAAGGUUUCCUAUGUCAAGGCCAUUGACAUCUGGAUGGCAGUGUGCCUCCUGUUCGUGUUUUCAGCACUUCUGGAGUAUGCAGCUGUAAACUUCGUAUCAAGACAACACAAAGAACUGCUACGAUUUCGACGAAAGAGAAAGAAUAAGACAGAAGCUUUUGCAUUGGAGAAGUUUUACCGUUUCUCAGACACGGAUGAUGAGGUGAGAGAAAGUCAGCUCAGCUUCACAGCCUAUGGAAUGGGUCCAUGCCUGCAAGCGAAAGAUGGUGUGACUGCCAAGGGCCCGAGCCACACUGUCCAGGGAAGGCCGAAAAGCCCUGAAGAAAUGAGAAAGGUCUUCAUCGAUAGGGCCAAGAAGAUUGACACCAUCUCCAGAGCCUGCUUCCCAUUAGCUUUUCUCAUUUUCAACAUUUUUUACUGGGUUAUCUAUAAAAUUCUUAGGCACGAAGAUAUCCAUCAGCAACAAGAUUAAGUUUGUGGGGCAUCCAAA
Messenger RNA from Octodon degus (degu), 1455 nucleotides. RefSeq names its product glycine receptor alpha 3 (gene Glra3). Bases 43 to 1437 code for a protein of 464 amino acids. The record is from RefSeq and is a predicted model, not a curated record. NCBI's taxonomy places the organism in Eukaryota, Metazoa, Chordata, Mammalia, Rodentia, Octodontidae. Gene Ontology annotation, cellular component: neuron projection; postsynaptic membrane; synapse. Gene Ontology annotation, biological process: regulation of membrane potential; signal transduction; chemical synaptic transmission. The transcript has 10 exons. Gene Ontology annotation, molecular function: transmembrane signaling receptor activity; glycine binding; extracellularly glycine-gated chloride channel activity.